AUGAUCUCAGCUUCAUUUCUUGCUUACACAGCCAAAAUCCCUAAACGGCCAAAUCCAUACUCGAUCUUUCACUUUCUCCUGUCUUCUUCUAUUGCCAACCAACCCCAAAAAAACCCAUCUUUCUCCACACACAAUAGUAAUACAACUACUAUUCCCGCCAGACUCAACCACAAAGACUGGUUAGCCCCAAAUGAGGUCGUCCAAGUUUUCGCAGCCAUUAGAGACCCCAACGCAGUCCUCUCCGCAUUAGAUCACUACUCCAAGCGCAAGGACUACAAACCCAAUGAGCCCCUCUAUUCCUUGAUCGUCGAAAAGCUCGCCCAAGCCCGCUUGUACGACGACAUUGAUGAUGUCGUUUCGCGGAUUAGAGCCGAGAGGAACUGCCGGUUAUCUGACGAGUUCUUCCGAAACGUCAUCAGGGUUUACGGGAACUUGGCUGGUCGGAUAAACAAGGCCAUCGAGACCCUUUUUGAUAUGCCCAGGUACGAUUGUUGGCCCACUGUCAAGACAUUUAAUUUGGUUCUGAAUUUGCUCGUGUCGGCGAGGCUUUUUGAUGUCGUUCAUGAGGUUUAUGUGGGUGCCCCGAAGUUGGGUAUUGAGAUCGAUGCUUGUUGCCUUAAUAUACUCGUAAAAACUUUGUGUGAAUGCGGGAAAUUGGAGGAUGCACUUAAGAUGCUCGAUGAAUAUCCUCAACAGAAGCUGAAGCCGAAUGCUAUGACUUUUUCGACGCUUAUGCAUGGUUUUUGUGAUCAUGGGAAGGUAGAAGAAGCUUUUCGGUUGUUUGAGAGAAUGGAAAUUGAGGGUAUCGAUCCGGAUACGAUAACGUUCAAUAUAUUGAUUUCAGGGCUUAGAAAACAAGGGAGGGUUGAUGAAGGAAUGAUACUUUUGGAGAGAAUGAGGCUCAAGGGGUGUAAUCCAACUGCUGCCUCUUAUCAAGAGGUUUUGUAUGGUUUGCUUGAUGCAGAUAGGUUUUCUGAGGCCAAAGAUUUUAUGAGAAAGAUCAUCUCAAAGGGUGGGAGUCCUAGUUUUAAAUCUUUCAAGUCGUUGAUUAAUGGGCUAUGCAAGGAAAAUCAACUGGAAGAUGUUGAUUGGGUUCUGAAGCUGAUGAGAAGACAAGGCUUUGUACCCAAGAUGGGAAUGUGGAGGCAGAUUCUUCGGAGCCAGUUUGCUGGAAAACAUAAUCAUAUAUGUGAUUCUUUUGAAGAAACUAUAGCCAGUUAGUUAGAUAGAUCACUUGACAUGGAUGGUUUGUGUUAAUGUUAUUCAGACAAACGUUGUUUUACUUAAACUGAGGAUGAAAGCAAUGAUUUUGGCAAAGCACACACCCACACAGAUGAGUUUUGACGAUAUAACUAGUUUCGAAAAACAUGAUUUCAUUUGUCUAGCUUGAUCACUGCUAGUGAUUGAUCCCGGAACUACUAUUUUUGACAUAUUAAUUCCUAAAUUCAUUGUUUCUUA
This is a messenger RNA of Humulus lupulus (European hop), 1458 nucleotides long. RefSeq names its product pentatricopeptide repeat-containing protein At3g14580, mitochondrial-like. NCBI's taxonomy places the organism in Eukaryota, Viridiplantae, Streptophyta, Magnoliopsida, Rosales, Cannabaceae. The record is from RefSeq and is a predicted model, not a curated record. Gene Ontology annotation, molecular function: protein binding. Bases 1 to 1221 code for a protein of 406 amino acids. The transcript has a single exon.